AUGUACAGUUCGUUUGCAGAAUCCCAUGAAUUAUCAGACAAUGAAUUGUCACACAAAGUUCCCAAUGUUUACCUACUACUGAAAGAGUCGAUUCCAUUCGAUGUGACCAAAAUGUUUUGCUGGCAAUCGAUGAACAAAUUGGUUGAACAGAGUGACGAUAACAUGCCAUCAACGGUGUUCAAUCAAUUGCCGCACUUUUCUAAUACAAAACUCGCAGAUCUUUAUGGUCUUAAGGCUAACCUCACUUUUACAUACUAUUUAAACCAAGGUCGAGUAGUUGAGGCCUACAAUAGGUUUAUAGUGAAUCGCAAAGUUUUGAACUCCAAGAGCAUAGAGUUGGCCUGUCGUCGGGCAGCUCUGGUCGCCUACAACGACACCACCGACUAUCACAUCGCCGUAGACAACGAAUCCUUACUUAGGGAUCAUCGCCUCAACAUAUUCUUCAUUCAGGCUGAGUUGCCAAUAAUUUACAGUUCGUUUGCAGAAUCCCAUGAAUUAUCAGACAAUGAAUUGUCGCACAAAGUUCCCAAUGUUUACCUACUACUGAAAGAGUCGAUUCCAUUCGAUGUGACCAAAAUGUUUUGCUGGCAAUCGAUGAACAAAUUGGUUGAACAGAGUGACGAUAACAUGCCAUCAAUGGUGUUCAAUCAAUUGCCGCACUUUUCUAAUACAAAACUCGCAGAUCUUUAUGGUCUUAAGGCUAACCUCACUUUUACAUACUAUUUAAACCAAGGGCGAGUAGUUGAGGCCUACAAUAGGUUUAUAGUGAAUCGCAAAGUUUUGAACUCCAAGAGCAUAGAGUUGGCCUGUCGUCGGGCAGCUCUGGUCGCCUACAACGACACCACCGACUAUCACAUCGCCGUCUCUUGUGUUGUAUUUCAACAGCUAUUGUGUGAUGAUUCGACCCAAACCUUACUUCACUUAUCGAUUGCCAAUAUAGUCAUGUCAUAUGCCGCAGAUUUUCUGGGACUCAAUGCUAGACAACAACAAACAGAACUCUCGAAUCUUCUCAAAAGAUCUCAUUAUUAUAGCGACAAAAGAUCGUCCGGAAAGUUGUUGCAGUUGGCGGUGACGGCCAUCACUCGAAAGUACAGGAAUUUUAUGAACAUUCAAAUUGAAGAGUGUUUUGACUGGAAAAUAACCAUUAGAUUCGCUGAACUCCACGGACUGGAACUACCUUUGGAUCUGUUGAACAAAUGUGCCGCUUCUGACAAUUGGCUCGUAUUUACAAUUUGUUGUCAAUUACAUCAAUACCCAAAAGAAUUGGUUUUCAAUUCUCUAAAACAAUUCAAUAACGAAUGCAUUUCCGAUCAUUUAUAUAAAGCUUUCCAAAGCUCUAACACAAUCCUAAUGGACAGCGAGAGUAGCGAUAACUCAAAGAUUUUGAACAGAAAAGAGAGUCAAAAGCGAUCGAACAAACACCUGAGGAAUGUUCUCUAUUCACGAAUUGGGUUGAGUAGAGCCCAAGACAUACCCGACAGUCCUAACCCGAGAUACCCGAAGAAUUCCUUUCGUAACAGUAGUAUUGGUUCCCCUAUAGCCAUGGACAACGAUGACAUGUCUAUUGCCAGCGAAACAACUGAUUAUAACGGAAUCGAAACCAUUUCAGUGGUUUCCAGUUCUAAUGCCAGUGAUGGCGAAGAGAUGCCUAAUCUAAAUGCAAACAAUUGUCCGAAAGACUUGUUUCAAUUGGUGCUAAGCUUUCAAACAGACUCGUCAUACGACCCCCGAAAACCUCUCAUGCAUUCAAGUAUUCCUCUUUCAAAUCCUAUACUUUGUUUGAUCGCAUGUUCCGCCGAUUAUGGAUCACAAAAAUUCAAUACAUUCAGUGCCUUCUCGAGUUGGCUCUUGGCUUCAAUGGACACCGAAAUUCUUUUGUUGCGAGACUUCGAGUUCGCCAGAAUUCAGGACAGCUUUUCAGACGGAAAGCUAUUAUCGGCCAAAAUUGAUGUCGAGCACGGAUUCAAAGCCACAAAUGAGACCUAUUGUGCGAUUGUAAAGACUGUGAUAUCAAAUCUUCAGCACAACGGUUACUUCAUUGAAGCCCGAAAUUUUGCAAAUAAUGCCGAAAUAGAGUCCAUAGAUUUGAUUAUCAAUGAGUGGACUCUGAGAGCGGCUCAUAAUUUGGACUCAUUUGAGUUUUGGAUUAAUUGUUGGGAUAGUCUGACAGCAAUCGAUGAUUCAUUGGUCUCAUCGUUCAAAGUGUUUAAUAAGUUUUUAUCACAGAUUCCUUCUCUUACUAUCAAAUCGUAUUUGAUAUUCAAAUGUCUGAUCGCAUCACAACAUUUCGACAAUCAAAGAGAGAGUUCUGCUUUCGAAGUAAUGCUCUGGAAAUGUAUCGUUCAAAUUGAAAACAAUGUUAUGGACUGUGAGAAUGACAACAACAUCUGGUCCAGGAUUUGGUCCGAUAUAAUAGAACCAAAUAAAACAUUGGAUAAAGUGAUCGAAAAGUUAUUGAACAAUAGUUGUAUCGAAAAAGCACAUGAAGUGAGUCUUCUCUUCCAGUAUAGUCAUCAGGAUUUGGAUAUUAUUUUGGCUUGUGAUAAUAUGGCCAAAGGUUUGAUCCGAAAUCUAUCAGAAGCUCCGCUGAGCGUUCAGCUCAAGACCAAAGCCACUGAAAAGCUUCAUAAAACCGAUCUGAGUUCAGAUUUUACUUCACAUCAGAAAGAGUUGAUUGGUAUCAUUGAAAGUAUGAGCAGUUUGUCAACAAUUGGACGCAAAGCUUGUCAAAGAGUUCUUCUUGAUUUCAAGAUUUCAUGCAUCCUUCAAAGAAGUUAUUCAUCGAUUGAAUGUACAGAAUGGGCUCAUUUGGAAUUACUGAAGGCCUUGAUAACAGUUCACUCGAAAGCAAACGAUGCCUUGUCUUUAGCCAAAGAGUUAAUUGCUUUGAAUAACAUAUCAGACGACGACAUCGCAUCCAUCAUAUGCACCGAAACAUUAUAUAUCCUGAAGAAUGAGUCCCAAGAAUACGAGAAUCGAAGAGAGUCUUCGUUUUCUAAUUUAGUCGAAAUGAGUACAAGUUUUCUAUCGAUGGUUAGGCUUCUGAACGACACCACUAUUUUAGGGACCAAACUAUUGGCUGAAUCCGAUAAACUUCUCAACGAUUCCAAUAAUAAUUUUAUUUUAACCAAACUUUAUAUCAAAGCUCACGAAUGCUUUGCACACGAAUGCGAUGUGAAAGGGAUUGCACUUGUCUUGAGA
This is a messenger RNA of Oppiella nova, 3201 nucleotides long. NCBI's taxonomy places the organism in Eukaryota, Metazoa, Arthropoda, Arachnida, Sarcoptiformes, Oppiidae. The record is from the annotation of a GenBank genome assembly.